Molecule: messenger RNA, 3963 nt
Organism: Perognathus longimembris pacificus (Pacific pocket mouse)
Lineage: Eukaryota; Metazoa; Chordata; Mammalia; Rodentia; Heteromyidae
Gene: Stt3a
Product: STT3 oligosaccharyltransferase complex catalytic subunit A
Exons: 18
Coding region: 172-2289 (705 amino acids)
Biological process (GO): post-translational protein modification
Cellular component (GO): membrane
Molecular function (GO): dolichyl-diphosphooligosaccharide-protein glycotransferase activity
Source: RefSeq, a predicted model, not a curated record
UGUCGUCUUGGUUCAGAGCCAACCAAUGUGGAGCGACCUGAGAGGCGGGACCCGGCUGUUGCCAGGGUUGGGUGCGCCAUCUGAACGGAUGGCCGAGGGAGAGGAGCGGCUUCUCAAGGAACCGUGGCCAGUUAUUUAAAGUAUUAUCGGGUGUGACCCAUUGGUGUCAAGAUGACUAAACUUGGAUUUUUGCGGUUGUCCUAUGAGAAGCAGGACACACUUCUAAAACUUCUCAUUCUGUCAAUGGCUGCUGUGUUAUCUUUCUCCACUCGUCUCUUUGCUGUCCUGAGAUUUGAAAGUGUUAUCCAUGAGUUUGAUCCAUAUUUUAAUUACCGGACGACUCGCUUCCUGGCUGAGGAGGGAUUUUAUAAAUUCCAUAACUGGUUUGAUGACAGAGCCUGGUAUCCAUUGGGACGAAUUAUUGGAGGAACAAUAUAUCCAGGCCUAAUGAUCACGUCUGCUGCAAUCUACCAUGUGCUCCAUUUUUUCCACAUCACUAUUGACAUCCGGAAUGUCUGUGUGUUCCUGGCUCCUCUUUUCUCCUCGUUUACCACCAUUGUAACAUACCACCUUACCAAAGAACUCAAGGAUGCAGGGGCUGGGCUUCUUGCAGCUGCCAUGAUUGCUGUAGUUCCUGGAUAUAUUUCUAGAUCUGUAGCUGGAUCAUAUGAUAAUGAAGGGAUUGCCAUCUUUUGUAUGCUGCUCACCUAUUACAUGUGGAUCAAGGCAGUAAAGACUGGUUCCAUCUAUUGGGCUGCCAAGUGCGCCCUUGCAUAUUUCUACAUGGUCUCUUCAUGGGGAGGUUAUGUGUUCCUGAUAAACUUGAUCCCUCUCCAUGUCCUGGUGCUUAUGCUAACAGGCCGUUUCUCCCAUCGCAUCUAUGUGGCCUACUGCACUGUUUACUGCCUGGGCACCAUUCUUUCCAUGCAGAUCUCCUUUGUGGGUUUUCAGCCUGUGCUUUCAUCAGAGCACAUGGCAGCCUUUGGAGUCUUUGGUCUCUGCCAAAUCCAUGCUUUCGUGGAUUACCUGCGUAGCAAGUUGAAUCCACAGCAAUUUGAAGUUCUUUUCCGAAGUGUUAUCUCUUUGGUAGGCUUUGUCCUACUGACUGUGGGAGCUCUCCUGAUGCUGACAGGAAAAAUAUCUCCCUGGACGGGGCGUUUCUACUCACUGCUUGAUCCUUCUUAUGCCAAGAACAACAUCCCCAUCAUUGCUUCUGUGUCUGAGCAUCAGCCCACAACCUGGUCAUCCUACUAUUUUGAUCUACAGCUCCUCGUCUUCAUGUUUCCAGUUGGCCUCUAUUACUGCUUCAGCAACUUGUCUGAUGCCCGGAUUUUUAUCAUCAUGUAUGGUGUGACCAGCAUGUACUUUUCAGCUGUAAUGGUGCGUUUAAUGCUAGUGUUGGCACCUGUUAUGUGCAUUCUUUCUGGCAUUGGAGUUUCCCAGGUGCUUUCCACAUAUAUGAAGAAUCUGGACAUAAGUCGCCCAGACAAGAAGAGCAAGAAGCAACAGGAUUCCACCUACCCCAUUAAGAAUGAAGUGGCAAGUGGGAUGAUACUGGUCAUGGCUUUCUUUCUCAUCACUUACACUUUCCAUUCAACCUGGGUGACCAGUGAGGCUUACUCUUCUCCCUCCAUUGUACUGUCUGCCCGUGGUGGAGAUGGCAGUAGGAUCAUUUUUGAUGACUUCCGAGAAGCAUAUUACUGGCUUCGUCACAAUACUCCAGAGGAUGCAAAAGUCAUGUCAUGGUGGGAUUAUGGCUACCAGAUUACAGCUAUGGCAAAUCGGACAAUUUUAGUGGACAAUAAUACAUGGAAUAAUACCCAUAUUUCUCGAGUAGGGCAGGCAAUGGCGUCCACAGAAGAAAAAGCCUAUGAGAUCAUGAGGGAACUUGAUGUCAGCUAUGUGCUAGUCAUUUUUGGAGGCCUUACUGGAUAUUCUUCUGAUGAUAUCAACAAGUUUCUUUGGAUGGUGCGGAUUGGAGGGAGCACAGAUACAGGCAAACAUAUCAAGGAGAAUGACUAUUAUACUCCAACUGGAGAAUUCCGUGUGGACCGAGAGGGGUCUCCAGUACUGCUCAACUGCCUCAUGUACAAGAUGUGUUACUACCGCUUUGGUCAGGUCUACACAGAAGCCAAGCGUCCACCAGGCUUUGACCGUGUUCGAAAUGCUGAGAUUGGGAAUAAAGAUUUUGAGCUUGAUGUCCUGGAAGAAGCUUAUACCACAGAACAUUGGCUGGUGAGGAUAUAUAAGGUAAAGGACCUGGAUAACCGAGGCUUGUCAAGGACAUAAAUGUCACAUCCAGUUCUGAUAUACUUUGUACUGAGCACGUCAUAUUUAGGACAUUGAAGAUUUUUUUAUAUGCAGUUUAUAAGAACAGAGCCGAAUGGGAUUAGAAUUAUCUUGAAGUCUUGCCCUGGACAGUAUGGGCUGGGCCAAUGGAAUGAUUUUUAUAAUUCUGAGCAAGUUACCAAAUGAAAUGUCAUGGCUUUACUUUGGUCAAUGAAAGGGGGGACUUUUUUUUUUUUUUAAAUGUGCCUUAUUUGUUUUGACUUAUGGCUGAUUUGAGGAAGGGAAACAUUUAUGCUGGGCUGAUAGAAGGACAUGCAACAUACCUUCUCAAUGCCUUUAGCUCCUUAAAUGAACCAAGUAGGGGCAUUCUUUCUUAUAUCAGGAAAAAUACCAAGGACUAGCUCUGACUCUACAUAUAUAAACAACUUUGUCAUACUUUCUGUAUUGUAGCACCCAGCACAAUGCUUGCACAUCGUGGGUGCUUAAUAAAUUUUUAUUGAAUGAUGAAUAAAUGUUUGUGGGACCAGAGGAGUGCUAUUUCUGGGCAGGAAAGUUAGUUUCCUUAUUAUUAUGUUUUUAUUCUCAGUGUCUCUUGUUCCUUAGUGGCUCAUUGACUUUAUAGGACAGAAAAUAGCUAGCAAGACCUGAUCUCACCAGAACUCUUUGGAUGAGGGUGAGUUUUUAAGAGGAGGAAUAAAAUGUGACUAAGCCAGCAAUGUUAAAGACUCAAACAGUGAAAUUAUUAUCAGUUGGGAGGAAGAAACUCCUCCAACAUUGUACAUAGAGCUUGAUGGUCAGCAGAUGUUACUGACUUGGCUUAAAUAUAACUAUACAUAUUAGUUUGAAAUUUAGCUUUUCAAUACUGUCAGUAAAUAGCUGGCUCUUUGCUUAUUGGCUUUAGACUUCUCAAAAACCAGUUAUUUAAAGGGAGCUUCUUAUUCUUAGUCUCGGGCUCUCUGUUUUUACAUGACCUCUUCUAGUUUGAUUGCCUGGUUUUGAAGGCCUUGCCAAAUAAGCUAAUUAGAAGAGGAGAUGCAUUAGAAGCAUUGACAUUAACAGUCAUCUUAAGAGCACUGCCAACCUGACUGCAAGACUGGUGUACAUAAACCUUAAGUCUUAAAAAAUAUACGGUACCUGUUUAGUUCAACAUACCUAAGAAAGCAGGGAGGAAUUGUGUGGCUUUUAGGUAAGUCACAGUGGUAUUCAUAAUGGAUAUAUUUGGGCAUACUUGGGUAUAUCUAAGGGUUUUCCCCUCCAAGCUAAUUUAUGUACGAUGUACUUCAAUUGUAAUUGACAUUUAGAUUUAAUAGAUUUGAUUUCCUCUAUGUAAAUACAUUACUUGAUUUAUAUACAGAAUUAUUCCCUAGUGAAAGGUUAUUCUGACUUUUUUUCAAUGCAGUCAAUACUAGAGAUCAUUAAUAAGCUUCCUCUGUAGUAUCAAUGAGAUUACCUUUGUUACAUAAUUCUCUUAGGAAUUUGUUACUUUCUAGUUCUACACAGAGCUAUCUUUUUAUAAAAUCUAGUUUUGUUUUCACUGUUAUAGUACAUUUAAUAUAAAAAAAUCAAUUCUAAACAGCAACAAUAGUUUUCCUUUCUUCACUUUCCAGCUACAACCACUUUCCAACUCUGCUGCUUCUCAUAUUCCCUCCAUAUCAUUAAAAUGACUUUACCUUA